CCUCCUCCUCCUCCGGCUCCUUCUCUCAAACAGCACGUGGGCCCCCGCUGAUGAACUGUCAGAACUGUGCGCAUGCGCGUUAUGAUGAUGGGAAUUUCCAACAGCUGAGUCUAUGCUGAGGAGGCGUAGCUAGCCAUGGCUAGCACUUGUUAAAGCUUGGAGACGGCUCAGAACGGCUCAGAAGAAUCACAUGAUCGUGAAUGUGUCUUCAUGAUGAGUGACCUUGAACUCUCCACACUCUGCUGAAACCAAGGAAUGGGAUAGAUACAACUCUGCAUUAACAGAGCAUGAAGCAAACGCUCCUCUUGACCUCAUCUUGAACGGCAGGCCUUUUCGUCUGAAAACAAGUCAGGCUUUUAGCCAGUACCAAAGAUGCCCAUAAGAAGGCAUCCCUACAGGCUGCAGCCUAGCUACGCCAACUGAAAGGUCCAGGCAACUGCAUAUAAUGUUUAAAGGAUGUACUGCUGAUUGGAUGCAAAAUUUUAUUCCUCUUCCACAUCUCCAAAACGUUAACGUUGAGUCUGUGCCAGCGUUUACAGUGAAUUAUGGUGACCAAAAAUGGUGCUUGAAUGUGGCAUCCUGGUGCAGAGUAUGCUAAAAGGGGUGAGGCUCUCUCAGAAAAGUGUAACAGCCGACUGAUAGUCUGCUGCCGAUAAUGGAUGCCAAGUUAAAAGAGGACCUUUUUCGAAGGUAUGUGACAGCACUGGAGAGGCGUCUGGAGGAUGGAGGGGAAUACACAGGGACAGGAACAACACCAGAGGAGGACAGAGGGAGACACAAGGACAGUGAGGCACUACUCUCCACAGCUACAGCUCUGCUAGGGGCCUACCAGCCUGAUCCAGCACAACGUUUCCGGAUGGUGUGUUUUUAUGAAGUGGUGGAAAAUGCUCUCCGCUGCCAGAGAGGCGGCAACAUCAAGAGCCUGGAGAGAGCCUUCCACACAUUGGAAACAAUCUGCACCAACCUCUUGCUCUAUCCCUGGAAGAAAGAGUUCAGAUGUAUAAAGACCUUCACUGGCCCAUAUGUGUACCAUCUGCAGUCUGCCAUUUGUGAUGCUGAACUACGAACUCUUAUGCGCACCAUCGGCUAUGCCUGUGACCAUGAUUCGCAGUUCCAUUUGCAGGAGCACCCAGGAGGCACAAAUCAUCUCCGGCAGUUGGCGUUUGAGCUCUUCCUGGCCCAGGCAGAGUGUCGUCUUCUGAGAGAAGUAGUGGCUCUGGCCCGUGGUUCGGCCUCAGAGCUGGAGGCCCUGGAACUCCGAAGAGGCUGCAGAGAUGAUGCAGCUGGCUGUGCUGAGGCGCUCCGCAGACGUGACAGCCUUGGGGCAGAUAUGGCUCGGUUGUCUGUGCGGCCGUUAGAUAUAGAGAGGCCUCAUGCCCACCACCUGAGGCGAGGUAGCCGACCGUCUAAGUCUGUGGAUGUUACAGAUGGGGCUGGUCACUGGCACGCAGCAGUUAGCAAGCCUGUCUUGAAGGCCUCAUUGAGUCUGAGGAAGGAGCCUCUGUUUGUGGAUGCGGAGGAGGAUAUGAAGGAUGAGAUCAUCAGGCCCAGUACCUCAGCAUCUCUGUUCUCUGUGGCAGCUCCGCCUUCCUAUAGCCCUAUUGCGGAUUUCUUUCCAAUUCAGUCACCUCCCCUGGCCGAUGCUUACACGUCCUACCACCUGUCCUCUUUGGAUGAGAUUGACUUGUACACAGAGAGGGGUGUUGGGACAGGAGGAAGGCAGACCCCCUCGCGACCUCCAUCCAGAGAGCCUCGGGAUGUAAGGGAUGGGUGGCUGCUCAAACCUCAUGGUAGUGUGAAGUGUCAGGGCUGUGGGCUUGGCUGCUCCUCUAUGGCCUCCUGCCAGAGAUGUGACAUGAUCCUCUGUUCUGCCUGUCAUGAUGUGGACCCCUCCCCUUGCUGCGGCCUCCAGGACUACCACCCAAAAUCCCCACGACCCCUCGAUGGAUACAUUCCUGUCAAGGAAAAGCUCUCGGUCUACUCUAACACUCACUCCCACUCCCAUCUCCAUCCGCACCCCCUCACACUGACCCACUCACACUCUCACCCCCACCCCCACCCCCAGAUGGUGGAGAAACCCCUCAUGUCCACAAAGCUGUUUGCAAGCAAGUCUAUUGCCUUGACCACACCAAAGGGAGGCAGCACUGAGCGAAUAAGCAUGGGGGGAUCGCGAUGCGGGUUUUGCAACAAGCCAGGGGCAUCCCACACCUGUGUGAACUGCUCUAAGGUGUCGUGUGACUCAUGCAUGGGCUUGUAUGCAAAAGAUAUUUGCACGCGAAAAAAUCCCCAACACAGCUUUGUGCCCAACCAUCAGCUCAACUUCAAAUCUGGCACCAUAUCUCACCUGGUGUACCGAUGAAUCAGGCAUGGAUCAAAAUAUUUGUUUCUCCCUUCUAGUCCCCUCCCUUAACCUGCUGCAUAGUCUUGCACUAUUGCUUUAGCUCUGUUCCGGUUUAAAUAACUCAUUCACUAUCUUCCCCUUAACUGAUGGUCUUUUGGCCCUAUCGAACCCUCUCUUGAACUUUGUACAUUUUCUCUUACAGUCAGUAGGGCCCUGGAAUGCACUUGCCACAGAGAGCAAUAUCGUCUGCCCAUCUCUCUGCCUUGUACAAGUUCAGGCCUUUUAUCUAUUUCUUCUUCUUUUUACCUUGCUACCUGCUCUUGAGUAGUCAUGUGAUGUUGUAGCGCUUCCCCAAUUCCUUAAAUUUUGUCCUCCUGAAAAGGGAAACUGAAGAAGAUAGAGUGUAAUUCCUUCUCAUUUUGAAUGAAUUAUGUCCAAAUGAACAUAUGUACUUUGCCUAACUUCUCAGCUAAAAAUUCCUCUAAUAUAUAAAUAUAUAUACAGUGUGUAUAUAUAUAUAUGUGUGUGUGUGUGUG
This is a messenger RNA of Perca flavescens (yellow perch), 2877 nucleotides long. RefSeq names its product spermatogenesis associated 2 (gene spata2). The transcript has 3 exons. The record is from RefSeq and is a predicted model, not a curated record. NCBI's taxonomy places the organism in Eukaryota, Metazoa, Chordata, Actinopteri, Perciformes, Percidae. The coding region runs from base 656 to 2359 and encodes 567 amino acids. Gene Ontology annotation, cellular component: cytoplasm. Gene Ontology annotation, biological process: protein linear deubiquitination; regulation of tumor necrosis factor-mediated signaling pathway; regulation of necroptotic process.